Drosophila hydei is the source of this 1115-nucleotide messenger RNA. Its product is annotated as mpv17-like protein 2. Gene Ontology annotation, biological process: mitochondrial ribosome assembly. Gene Ontology annotation, cellular component: cytoplasm; membrane. The coding region runs from base 313 to 1035 and encodes 240 amino acids. The transcript has a single exon. The record is from RefSeq and is a predicted model, not a curated record. NCBI's taxonomy places the organism in Eukaryota, Metazoa, Arthropoda, Insecta, Diptera, Drosophilidae.
CAACAGCUGUCACUACACGUGAUUGUGCAAUUGUUGAUGCUGUUGUUGUUGCUGUAAGCGGCAGCCAGCGCACGCUGCUCGGCAAUAAUUUUGUAAAUAAAUUGUGUGUUAUCAAAAUUCGAGUAUGAUGUGCAAACGUUUUUACAAAAUUCAAAAUUAGAAAACAACUUUCUUGGCCCCCUUCCCAACAAUAUGGAAUCCGCUGACUAAUUGCGUUUGAGGAGACCAUGCUAAAUUUCAGACAAAACGCAAUUCGCAAUUGACAAUAAUUUGGUAUUUACUGUAUAAAAAAGGAUAAAGAAAAAGGAAAACAUGCAAGUCCCGCGUCGAAAACUACGCAUACUGCUCGCCCUGGGUAAAUAUACUAUAUAUCGCCAUGCGACAACCGGCACUGGAUCUGGAGCCAGCGUUGGUGCCAGUCGACCUGGUGCACUGCAAAAGAUGCGCGAAUGGCACCGGAAUGCAUUCAGCAAUAAAUUUUUGCUUUUCACCAAUGUUGGCAUAUCGCUAACGCUAAGCUCCGUGGGCGAUAUACUCGAACAGCAACUGGAGCUCUACAAUAAAGAGAUUGAGCAAUAUAGCAGCAUACGCACUCGUCACAUGGCAACCAGCGGCGUGGCCGUUGGUAUCAUCUGCCAUUAUUGGUAUCAGCUGCUGGAUAAGUACCUACCAGGCAGAAGUAUGCGUGUGGUGGCCAAAAAGAUUGUGUUAGAUCAAUUGAUAUGCUCACCAUUAUAUAUCUCUGCUUUCUUUGUGACGCUCGGUAUAUUGGAGAAGAAGCAGGCACAUGAGGUGUGGGAGGAGAUCAAGGAGAAGGCGUGGAAGCUGUAUGCAGCUGAAUGGACCGUUUGGCCGGUGGCACAAUUCGUUAACUUUUAUUGGAUACCCACACAUUAUCGCAUUUUCUACGAUAAUGUGAUAAGUCUGGGGUAUGAUGUAUUCACCUCAAAGGUGAAACAUUCACCAUCCACACAUCUCCCAGCCACCACCGCCGCCGCCUCGUCCGUGAAAUUGCUGAAGACACAACAGGCUUAGCACAGUUUAUGCUUAAUUUUACUGCCUUCUAUGCCUCCAUUGCUCUAUUUUUUCUUUAAUAAAAUCCGAUAUGUAUAUAU